AAUCUUUCAAGGUAUCGAGCUGUACUCCUAGUAAUCCUAGUGAUAUCUGCCAACUGGAAAACACACAUUUUUGGAAGAAUUUAAAUCAUUUUCACAAUGAAGGUCAUCAACAUUCACUGGACACCCUGCCUGAUUUUCUGCAUUGUGGUCAUAUACUUACUGCUGACACUGACGUUUUUGAGCCUUUAUGUAUCUAAAAAUGAACCAGUGCUACCGGUAACCAGCCAUCUCACGCCCAAACAUAACCAUCUGAAGAUUGAAACAAGUGCCAAACCGGAGAUCCUUACCGCUCAGCCGCAGCUCAAUGCCUGGAAGCAAUCUUCAUUGAUUAAUUCAGAUAUAACACCACAAUUCCUGUAUAAAGGCGGUCGUAAGGAUGUAAUGUUCGUAAUUGGAGUGCCCACUGUGGCGAGGCCCAAAAGGAGUUAUGUGCUGGAUACCAUUGACAAUUUGAUCCAAAGAAUGACUCCAGAACAGCGAAAAAUUUGCUUAAUUGUGAUCUAUGUGGGCGAGACUAGCCUCCAUUUCGGCAAGUUGAUAGUCAAGGAAUUAAGAGUGAAACACGGCGAGUAUUUGAAAUCAGGCCUCAUCGAUGUGAUUGCUCCACAACUUCACUACUAUCCCAACUUUACGGAACUCCACACCACUAUGCAAGAUGAUCCACAGAGAGUUCGCUGGAGGACAAAACAAAACUUGGACUACAUAUACCUAAUGUCCUAUGCCCAAUCGAAGGGUUCUUACUACCUACAGCUGGAGGAUGAUAUAAUACCCAACGAGGGAUUUCUGAACUAUAUAGAGAAGUCGGCUCUUAUGCAUGGCCUCUUCCGCUUUGAUCAUCAACUGGAUUGGAUUGCCAUGAGCUUCUCUGACUUGGGCUUCGUGGGAAAGCUGUUUCCCAGUUCGGUUCUUCAGUCCUUUAUCACCCAUCUGCAGCUGUUUUGUGACCACCAAUCCAUCGAAUCGCUGCUCCAGAGCUUUGUAACCCUGCAGAGUUGCCGAUGGGAUAGUAUCUCGGAACCGGACUGUGAGCGGAUUGUGGAGUCGAGGAUAAUCCAGGUGGAGCACUCACAGUUCCAGCAUAUGGGCAAGCAAUCUUCACUGAAGCAGAAGUCGCAGCAACACAAUGUGGUAAAGCAGCGUUUGCCACAUCUUCAUCAAUCCCUCGACCUGGUUGCCUCCCAUCACAACUCCCUUCUACGACAGAAUCUCAACCUGCAACCCGGGGAAACCUUCAUUUGGAUGUACAUGCCACAGAUGCCCAAGAUGAUGGAGAACUUGAUAAGCAAUCAAAACAAAGGGAAGGAGAUUCGCAUCAGAAAUCACAAGGAAGCAGAAAAGACUCUACCCGAGUUUAGUGUGGAGCUGGUGGAGAAGUUGUCCGACUUGGAUAUGAACGCCACAUUGAACCCACUCUGUGGCUUUCUUAUGAGCCACACCCUAACUUCAGAGGAGAAAGACAAGGCUGACAAGUACAUGUUUUACUAUAUAAAAGAGGAUUCAGAGGAUACUCUCACCUGGUUUCGUAGCUUCCUUUGGGCGAAAGAUGGCACUGGAAGGCCAAGUUUAGAUUGGUUUCCGGUCUAUAUUUGGGCCAUAAGCUCAUUUUAUGCGCUUUAGUUUUGGAUAAUAAAAUUACCUAUGAAAUUCAAA
This is a messenger RNA of Drosophila serrata, 1650 nucleotides long. RefSeq names its product alpha-1,3-mannosyl-glycoprotein 4-beta-N-acetylglucosaminyltransferase b (gene Mgat4b). Gene Ontology annotation, molecular function: acetylglucosaminyltransferase activity. The record is from RefSeq and is a predicted model, not a curated record. Lineage: Eukaryota; Metazoa; Arthropoda; Insecta; Diptera; Drosophilidae. Gene Ontology annotation, biological process: protein N-linked glycosylation.